GGGCCGGUUCCUCCCAAAACAGCCGGCAAGCCCUCGGCACAUCUCACCCUCCGCCCGCAGAACCUGGCCCAGGACGGGAACUCGAGGCGCUUCGGGAACCCCUCCCAGUCCUGCGCGGGCAAGUACUCCGUCUCCUCCCAGAUUUCCUUCCGCUACCCCAGCGACGGGGCCAGCGCCCGAGUCUCCGUCCCCCAGCUCGUGCAGUGCAUCAACUGGAAGACCUCCUACAGCCAGCCCAUCCUCCUGCUCAAAGGGGUCGGCACCAAGUGCUGGGCGCCCGAGGCGGACUACGGGCUCCACGCUCUCUACCAGGGG
Molecule: messenger RNA, 315 nt
Organism: Fulmarus glacialis (Northern fulmar)
Lineage: Eukaryota; Metazoa; Chordata; Aves; Procellariiformes; Procellariidae
Product: tumor necrosis factor ligand superfamily member 10-like
Exons: 3
Biological process (GO): immune response
Cellular component (GO): membrane
Molecular function (GO): tumor necrosis factor receptor binding
Source: RefSeq, a predicted model, not a curated record